Leptidea sinapis is the source of this 2995-nucleotide messenger RNA. It is a transcript of the gene CycG, whose product is annotated as cyclin G. The coding region runs from base 186 to 1292 and encodes 368 amino acids. The record is from RefSeq and is a predicted model, not a curated record. NCBI's taxonomy places the organism in Eukaryota, Metazoa, Arthropoda, Insecta, Lepidoptera, Pieridae. The transcript is spliced from 9 exons.
UUUGAAUUUAAAACAAGUGGUGUAUGUUUAAUAUGGCUUACUGAAUGAAGUCCGUUGGUUUUCGAAAACCAGUCAACCUUCAUACCGAGGCCCUACAUACAAGAAUAGUAUCAUAUCUCUAUCUACCUUGCCAGAAAACUAAUGCACGCCCCUGCAAAGGAGCCUCCCACUGGUAGCAUGUACGAAUGUGGUGUCUGGUUGCAGUUGCCGAUUCACCCUCUGCUCGCGCAGGCCCGACAAUGUUGAGAUCGGGCGCGGGUCACCCGGAUGCAGCGCCUUCGCCAGGCGAGAGCCGGCUGCGAGAUCUCUACGUCACACUGAACGAGUACCUCAUGGUGGAGACCAAGUUCCAGCCGAAGCUGUGUCUGCCGCAAGACUCUGAGGUGGGCGAGGUGACGAUUGGUGCCAGAGACGGUGCUGCUCAUGUGCUGAGGAGUCUGAAGCUCUGGUUCGACCUUCCGACUGACGUCCUCAUCGGAGCAAUCAGCCUGUUUGAUCGGUUUCUGACCAAGAUGAAGGUGAGGCCAUGCCACGUGCCAUGCAUCACUGUUUCCUGCAUGAACAUUGCCAUCGAUGAGCAUGCCGAGAGGACCAAGCAGCCCAGGACUGUGUCCAUCGAAGAACUGGUGUCGGUGUCCCAGUCUACUUGCACUGUGGGUGAUGUUCAGCGUAUGUCCCGCGUGGUGGCUGAGAAGUUGUCCCUGGCCGGGGGCGGAGCCCUACACGUGGCACACUGGCUGCGACUGUUCGCCGAGUUACUCCACGCGCAUUGCUCUGCCGAGAACGUACUACCCACUUGGUCCGAAGAGAAACUGCUGAAGCUGGUUGAGAUAGCAGUCUGUGACGCUGCAUGUGUCAACUGUCGCUGCAGUGAACUGGCUCUUGUCAUACUGUACCAUCAGAUCGAGCUGGAGUUAGUGGAGUUGAGUAGGGAAGGCAAGCCAGUGCCGGACGAAGCCUACUAUCUGUACGAGAUAGCGGCGCACAUUCAGGCGUAUUGCAACAUGACCGAUGGCGGACUGGUGUCGACUCGUGAGCGACUUCGAGCGGUGCUGGCUCGCUACGAGGACCGACAGGCCGCCAGAACUCGCCAGCGGCUCGUGUGGCGCCUGUCUGAGAGAACCCUGAAGGUCCUUCGUCCGACAGACCGUCUGACGUCACUGCUGCCCACCAUCGAGGAGCAACACUUCGCCGUCGACGCCACGCCCAGUAGAAACAGAUCAGGAAGCGAAAGCGAAGAAACCUCCGAUUGGCCGCGCAGUCCCGUGCUGCCAGUUUACUGCGACAACUAGCACCGAAACAACGCUCAAGCCACGCCUUAGUAGAAUUAAAUUAAAAAAAAAAUAGCGUGUACUUUUUAUUUGAUAAUUAAGCGCGUACGCAACCUGACAUUCACAAUUCAAAUAUCUGUUUUGACGAUGGCAGCACGGCUCCCUCUGCCCUUUGCCUUUCCCAUAAAAAAAAAACAAAUAUCUUAUAAUUUGACGUUAGUAUGACAUGUAUGUCUAAAUUUACCAAUUUGCCUUUCUCGGUUCUGACUUACUGUGAGAGACAUUAAUGAAGACAUUUAUUUUAUUAAAUUAACCCCAAUAGUGAUUAGAUGAAAAAAUUAUGCGAUCCUACUUUUGACUGUUCAAAAUUCCGUGAUACAAGUUUUUAUAAGUCUAAUUGCUUUUCGAAUUCACCGCUUAUGUGCUUAGAAUUUAGGAAUCGGUUUGACAUUUCGAUAGUAUUAUGUAUAAUAUUAAUAAUAAUGUGUAUAUAUUUUUUAUUGCAAGUGAGGGCAAUGGUCGUUUAUAGUAAUUAUUGAAGAGCUUUAAUUGUAUUUUUUUUAAUGGUUUGGAGUCCAAUGUAGACGCGGCGCGGUAACUAUCGUAUAUUUUUUUUUGAGCGAGGGUUGCUAAUUUUCAAAUGACACAUUGAUCUUAUUGCAUUUAUAUCGAGAGUUACAAUCCCGCGUCACGAAAAACGAGCAUUGCUCUACGAAGUAGCUUUACUGUGAUUUUAUAUUCUAAAAAAAAAUAUUUAAAAAAAAAAACAAUGUUUUUAUUCCAUAUUUCGUAGUUUAAGCUGUACUUAGUGUGAGUGACUUUUAUGUCCACCGAUUGUAAUCUUAAAUCGAAAUUUUUUAAUAUAAAUUUUUGAACUAGCUCGGCCGGGUUUUAGAAUAAUUAUUAUUCGAAAAAGUAAUUGAUAAUUUUUUGUAGUGUUAGACUUAAUUAUUCGUAUAGUAUAAAUAUAUAAAUAACAAAAAAAAAUACAUAAAUUGAUUGAAAAAAUAAAAAAAAUUGAUCUCAAUUCAUAUUGUAUAACAUUGUGUAAUUAGUCACUUUUUUUUCUUGGUGUAUGUGUGUAAGUAUAUCCGUGUAUUGUCCGUACGGAAACUUGAAUGGUCAGUUAAAAAAAAGUAUGUUUUGUAAAUAUUAAUAUUCGCGAACGCCUUGUUGAUAAUAUUUUUGAAUAAAUGUGUGUGUGUGGAAUUUCUCGUUGAAUAUUAAUUUUGUUGUCGAUUUAAGGUACAAAAAUUGAAAUAAGUUUAAAUGUAAGUUCAAUUUGGUUUCAAAUUUACGAGGAAAGUUUAUUUCAUUUAUCUGUUCAUUUAAUAAGUAACAAUACUGUCGAGAAAUUUUCGCUUUGUAACACUGUUUUAUAUAAAAAUAUUAUACAUAAGAGAAUUGUCACAGAGAAUCACCAGUUUGUGAAAUGUGUUCAUAAUAUAAAUAAUUUGUGCAUUUAUGUUUGUAGAUGUGUGUGCGCCCGUUCUAAUUUUGUGCAGCUAUUUUUUAACAGCGAUUUCUUUUCCCAAAUAUAUUUUUUUACUAAUAGACGUUUUAUGAUAAUUUUAGCAAUUUAUAUUUUUGUUGUAGAUAGUAGUUUUCAGUGGUGUAAAAUCUUGUUGGUAUUUCUUUUUUAAAUUAGUUGCGCAAUAUUGGAACGUGUUUGAAUUGUAAUGGAAAUGUGAACUCGAAAUAAUAGUAAACGAAAUACGACCUUA